Molecule: messenger RNA, 2723 nt
Organism: Dissoconium aciculare CBS 342.82
Lineage: Eukaryota; Fungi; Ascomycota; Dothideomycetes; Mycosphaerellales; Dissoconiaceae
Exons: 1
Coding region: 109-2508 (799 amino acids)
Source: RefSeq, a predicted model, not a curated record
CGCUGUUGAAAUCAUUAAUCAAUAUACAAGUCAUCGGUAGUCAUCACACUCUAGGAAGAAGACACGACUUUCAAGCACAAGACCAAUGAAAAGUCAAUCAAGCAUAUCAUGAUCAGGUCGAGCUUGUGCUCUGCGCACACGGCAUCCGUCUUGAGCAGAUCGCGGAUCCCUGGUCGAGCGAGCCGAUGGCCGGCAUCCCGAAUUCCCUCUGGGAGGGCAUCCUUGAUCACACGCGUAUAUGUCGACGAUCAGCCAAAUAGCCAUUCCGAUAGAUCAGGUGAUGCGCCGAGCAGUACGAAAGGUUUAUCCGGACAGCACCUGCAGAGAGUCAGACAAGCUCUUCGGCAUGCAGAAAAUAAGCGCCAAAGACGGGCUACCCACGAUCACAGAGUAGAGCGAAUGUACGCUGCUACGCAAUCCUUCCGCACCGACGAUAUGGAUGAGAUGAUUGCUGCAUAUCGCGCGCUACCCCAAAAUUAUCACCCAGACAAAGCCCUUGGCAUACAGGUGGCGAGUUAUCUCAAGCGACUCGUCGCGGCGCAGUAUUCUAUGUCGCCCGAGGCCGUGGCGCAAAUGCGGGCCUUCUCGCAGGAGAUAGCUAAGCAGGUUCAGGCUGGCGAAUGGGAAAAUUAUACCACCAUGUGUGAUAUUGUCACGAGUGCACUAAUCUCCACGGGCGACCUGGAUUCAGCAUACAGCUUCUGGCAAUGGCGUGAAAAACAGCCCAAUCAACGUGUGAGCUGGUUCUCUUUCGCUUACGCAGCGGAAAUACACAUAGCGCGCGGCGACCCUUUGUCCACGGUGGAGGACCUUUAUGAGAAAGCGUUGCUCCGCCUUCCAGGUGACUUCAUGUCAUAUCAUGUCUCGCCCGGGGCCGUGCUUCCAAACCGAGAGGAGAUAAUGAGAGUCAAACCCACGCCUCUCCUUCAGAGACUUGUUCAUGCUUAUCUACUGGCCGGUCGAGCCAGUGAUGCUUACAUCACCUUGGAUACAAUGCUCCGGCUGGACCCGAAGGCUAGUCUGAGUGAUGCUUUUAUCCGUGCGGCCACGCUGCGACCCUUCUCUGAAUCGUAUACACUCUUUACCCUCACAACCCAGAUUCACGGCCGGACCAGUGGUUUCGUCUUCAAUCAAAUGUUUGACAAGGCUGCCGACCAGGCUAGAGUGUUCCCAGCCAAGGCGUUACUGUCCGGGCUUCGAUCUAGGUUGGCGGCUAUACACCAGCAGGACAUGCAAACGACAAGGGAUCAGGUGAAUGUAUUCACGACUUGGAUUAGCUGUUUGACGGAAGUACUACACCUGCCCUCCAUGGCUCUCGCCACAAGGCCUGAACGCCAAGACUGCGCCCUGGCUAUACUCUCGCUAGUGAAGAGACUUGUUGCCAUCAUCGAAUUGAAGACUGACGUGACAGGACAAGCUCUGCUGAGAAUUCUUCUUUCCAAGCUUGCGCAGUUUGAUGACACUGACGAGGUCUUCAACUACGCCACCGGCAUUUCCGCAAAACAACAUGGGUCCGACCGUGGCGUACAAUUGUGCAUCAUCACUCUCGGCGGCAAGCAGCACAACCGUAAGCGGAUCGAGAAAGGAUGGGCUGAUCUUAUGACUACGCUGAGCAACAGUACGUCACAGCUGGGCUUCGUGGAUAUGCGUGUUCUCAUCAUCGCGGCAAAUCGCGCUGGAUGCCAAGACUUUGCUAAGGAACAGUUUGCGAAAUACGAAAGCAGCUUCACUCCAGAAGUCCGCGACAGCAUUUCCGCGCUUUUCGAAUUCGACCAAGAACAUGAUCGCGUCGAACGCGAGCCUCGUCAUGACCCCACCACAUAUCACGAGGUCAUGAAUGAAAUCGAUAAUCUUUUCGGUGACGUCGAAGUCUACCACCGUGAGCUUGUAGCGAGGAUUAAAGACCCGAAACAUGAGGGACUACGUUUUCCCAGGACCGUCUUCCAGCCGGAAGGCGCACUUCGACUCAGCGAUGCUGACAUGCGCAGUCUCUACGAGGAGUUCAGCACGGAAGGUCACAGCUCACCAGAAGCAGAUGACCCGGUCGCGACCCAAGAUCCGGCCACCCAGCCCACCACCCAGCCCCCGGAAUCUAAAAUAACAGCAGAUGAAGCGGAGUUGAAUAAAUCAGGAACAUCUUCCAAAUCGGUAGCAGCAGCAUCCGCAGAAGGCAAGUCGAUCAACGAACUCCGCUACUGGGCUUGGCGAGACAUGACCUACGUCCUCCAGCUCACAGACCGACACGAGCGCAUGGCCGGUCACUCAUCGGUGCAGUCCGGUGCCAGCUCCGAGCAGAAGAUGCAGCCGGAUGAGGAGGCCGUGCAGAAAAUGCUCACGGACCGCAACCAGGACGACUUCACCCGAUUCGAAGGCUUCAAUCUCACCGUACUUGCAGAAGCGAGGGCAGAUCCUCCCGUUGAGGAAAAGGCAUCAGAAGAGCAAAUGAACGCAGCCCGUGCGGAGAUCAGGAGGCUGAGAAGAAUAGACCGCGCUACCACUGGCCGGUGAGACCUGAUUUGAGUUGAAAAUUCUUCGUUGUAUAAACAUUUAUAAAUCGGGGGGGUACGCGCUGCCUCAAUAAUCUCAAUCGAGCGGGAGAUCCGUCCGCCGGUCGAAAAUUACCCUCCGAUCUGUACAACUAUCUGUAUGUAAAAACUUUUUGUUUGUGUUGUAACAUAAAACUCUUCCUGUAGCAAAACAUUCUCCCUUUUUCUUCUCCUGCC